This is a messenger RNA of Calliphora vicina (urban bluebottle blowfly), 1122 nucleotides long. Its product is annotated as odorant receptor 30a-like. Gene Ontology annotation, biological process: detection of chemical stimulus involved in sensory perception of smell; sensory perception of smell. Bases 1 to 1122 code for a protein of 373 amino acids. The transcript is spliced from 6 exons. Gene Ontology annotation, cellular component: plasma membrane. The record is from RefSeq and is a predicted model, not a curated record. Gene Ontology annotation, molecular function: olfactory receptor activity; odorant binding. NCBI's taxonomy places the organism in Eukaryota, Metazoa, Arthropoda, Insecta, Diptera, Calliphoridae.
AUGGAUAUGAAAUCGAUUGAAGAAGUGCCCAUGUUUACCUCCAGUUUGCGUAUAAUGAAAUUUUGGGGAUUUCUAUUAGAGCACAAUUGGCGCAGAUACGCCAGCCUAAUACCGUACGUUCUACUAAACACAACACAAUUUAUGGAGAUUUACUUCAGUACCGAACCCGUUGAUGCAAUAAUCCGCAAUGCCUACAUAGCGGUAUUAUUUUUUAAUUCAACUUUGAGAGGUGUGGUAUUGUGCUUAAAUCGUUUUGGCUUUGAGAAAUAUAUGGAAACUAUACGUGUGUUGUAUAUUGAGUUAAGGGCUACUGAUGAAAAGAUCAUACGAAAAAUGUUACAUGAGACUACAAAAACUUCUAUAUUAGUGUCGAAAGUUAAUUUAGUUAUGGGUGCUUGUUCGGUUAUGGGCUUUCUAAUGUUUCCGAUAUUUGCUACAACAAAAGCUUUACCUUAUGGCAUAUAUGUUCCCGGCAUUGAUAAAUAUCAAAGUCCAUACUAUGAAAUAUUCUUUUUAAUGCAAAUCGUCCUAGCACCCAUGGGCUGUUGCAUGUACAUACCGUUUACAAAUCUCAUAGUGGCUUUUAUACUCUUCGGUAUUCUAAUGUGUAAAGUGUUGCAGCAUAAACUCUCCAAUUUAAAGGAAGUCAGCAAUGAAAAGGCUCGUGCAGUAAUUGUAUGGUGUGUUAAAUAUCAACUGGAAUUAAUAAAGUUCGUCAAUACCAUGAAUAGCUUAACCACCCAUACUUAUAUGAUUGAAUUUUUGGCAUUUGGAGCCAUGCUCUGCGCCAUGUUGUUCUCAUUGGUUAUUGCUGAAACCCCUGCCCAAAUGGUCAUUAUCAGUAUUUAUAUGUUUAUGAUAUUUUCUCAAAGUGUUGUCUUGUAUUAUUUCGCCAAUGAACUGUACGAUCAAAGUUUAUUGGUGGCUAUAGCGGCUUAUGAGUGCAAUUGGUUUGAUUUUGAUGUGGGCACUCAGAAAAUUUUAAAACUCAUGAUUUUGAGAGCUCAAAAACCCUGUGCGAUUAUGGUGGGUAAAGUAUAUCCCAUGAACUUGGAGUUAUUGCAAUCAUUACUAAAUACCACCUACUCGUAUUUCACAUUAUUGAAAAGAGUUUAUGGUUAA